AUGAAGAAGGAUGUCCCGUUUGUAUGGGAUGAGGCUUGCAAGAAUGCAUUCCAAAGCAUCAAGUCCUAUUUAAUGAAGCCGCCUGUGCUAACUGCUCCAAUUCCAAGACACUCGUUGAUCAUUUACAUCUCCGCCCAAGAGAGCUCUGUGGGUGCUUUACUUGCACAAGAGAAUGAUAAUGGGAAAGAAAAUGCCCUUUAUUAUUUAAGUAGAAUGAUGACGCCAAAUGAGCUCAAAUAUCUGCCAAUUGAGAAGUUGUGUCUGGCCCUUGUAUUCACAAUAAGGAAGCUCAAGCACUAUUUUGAAGCGCAUACAAUUCGACUAGUUUCCAGGGCGAACCCAGUAAAGUAUGUCAUGGCAAAGAAGUCCAUCAAGGGGCAAGCCUUAGCGGAUUUCCUAGCCGAUCACCCAAUUCCUGCCGAAUGGGAGCUGUCCAAUGACCUACCUGAUGAGGAUGUGCUUGUGGUUGAAGUCUUACCUCCCUGGAAGAUGUACUUUGAUGGAGCGGCACACAAAGAGGGGGCAGACGCUGGAGUUGUCUUUGUUACGCCUGAAAGGGAAGUGCUUCCUUAUUCAUUUACUUUGACAGAACGAUGUUCGAACAAUGUUACCAAGUAUCAAGCACUCAUUUUGGGACGUGAAAUUGCAGCUGAUAUGAAGCAACUAAGGGUUAACAUAUACGGGGACUCCAAAUUGAUUAUCAACCAAGUACUUGGGGUUUACGAAGUAAAAAAGCCAGAGUUGAUCCCAUACAACAGUUAUGCAAAGACGCUGCUACAUUGGCUAGGAGAUGCUACGAUGGAGCACAUUCCAAGGAAACAUAAUAAGCAAGCCGAUGCCUUAGCUGCUUUGGCUUCAACUAUACCACAUCCUAUAGAUGAGGCUCGGUUACGAGUAUGCCAAAAAUGGGUGGUCCCUCCAAUCUUCGAAGACGAUGGCUCUCUUGACGACAUUGUUGAACUCCCGACUGCUUCUGUCUAUGAGGUAGAUAAAGAUGAUUGGAGGCAAUCACUGAUUGACUACCUUGUUGAUGGGAAGUUACCUCAAGACCCUCGUAGGAGGGUAGAUGUAAGACGUCGAGCUCCUCGCUUCAUAUAUUUCAAGGAUGCGCUAUACAGGCGCUUGUUUGAUGGUGUGUUUCUUCGAUGUUUAGGCAAAGAGGAAGCUUUACAAGCGAUGGAGGAGGCUCACGCUGGAGCGUGCGGUGCUCAUCAGUUUGCAUCAUGGCCAUUUGAUGCAUGGGGGCUCGAUUUGGUUGGUUCUAUUACACCCAAGUCAUCAGCAGAGCAUUCGUAUAUAUUAGCAGCCACCGAUUAUUUCUCAAAGUGGGCUAAAGCAGUGGCUUUAAAGGAAGUGAAGAAGGAAAAUGUUGCAGACUUCAUCCGAGUUUACAUUAUCUAUUGUUUUGGCAUCCCUCGGUAUAUCCUAACCGACAACAGGAAACCAUUCGAUAAUAAAUUGAUGGAUAAAAUCUGCAAACUUUUUGAGUUCGAGCAAAGAAAUUCAUCAGCUUAUUAUGCAGCUGCAAAUGGACUUGCCUAG
This is a messenger RNA of Ipomoea nil (Japanese morning glory), 1542 nucleotides long. RefSeq lists its product as uncharacterized. The record is from RefSeq and is a predicted model, not a curated record. The transcript is spliced from 3 exons. Gene Ontology annotation, biological process: DNA integration. Gene Ontology annotation, molecular function: nucleic acid binding; RNA-DNA hybrid ribonuclease activity. The coding region runs from base 1 to 1542 and encodes 513 amino acids. NCBI's taxonomy places the organism in Eukaryota, Viridiplantae, Streptophyta, Magnoliopsida, Solanales, Convolvulaceae.